Messenger RNA from Neurospora hispaniola, 2817 nucleotides. RefSeq lists its product as uncharacterized. NCBI's taxonomy places the organism in Eukaryota, Fungi, Ascomycota, Sordariomycetes, Sordariales, Sordariaceae. The record is from RefSeq and is a predicted model, not a curated record. The transcript is spliced from 2 exons. Bases 1 to 2817 code for a protein of 938 amino acids.
AUGCCGAGCAUAUGGAAGUCGGGCUCAAACGCCGGCCGGGUCAAGGCUAGCAGCAAGUCCAUCCGAGGGACCAUAUCGGGACCGAUACCAAUACCAAACGCCCUAGACGACGACAACGAAUUCCCCAUUCGAUCUUUGGGCACAAUCAGGUCCACAAAUGCCGAAGACGAGUUUGGUGGUACCCAGAGACCAGGGACUGGCAGGAUUGCAAGCCCAGCAGCAUCAGCAUCAGCAGCAGUUGAGGCGGCCGAAGGAGGAGCGCUGAUGAAGGAACAGCUCUUUGACAAUCGGCAUCAUGGUGAGAGUAGCGACAGCGACAGAGAGAGAAGCCCGGGUUCGAGGCAGGGCAUCAUCUCGGCAACUGCCGAGGUUUCAGGGGCGAAUAUGGGCGGGAAUGAGGUUACUGAAGUAAUCUCCCAAAGACCAAAAGCGCCAUCAGACCCUCCACCACUGCUGCCACCUCAUUCUGCCGGUGCUACAUCGUCAUCAACAGAAAGACAACGGACGCCGCAGAGAAUCUCUCCGCCGCAAACGUCAUCGCCACUGAGAACGACGCCGGUGAGGGUUAGGACGACACCGACAAUGGGACGGAUCACGAACCCCCCUCAGAGCACAGUUUUGCGAUAUUCGACCAUUAGCGAUACCCCGAGUGGGCAGACCAACAACAGCAAGGGACAACCACAAAGGAAGCAGUCCACGCUGCGCUCGGCACUGGGCAAAUUAUUUGGACGAGGAAAGAAGAAGAAUGGGUUGGCGGCUGGAGAGCAGAGAAACCUCCCCAAUUCCGGGCGCGAGUCUGUUCUUUUGGAGUCUUCUCAGCAGAAGAGUGACCCAAGUGCGCUUCAUCGGAUGACGGAAACGUCCCCCAAGCGAUCUGCCUCGCUUCCCCUCAGUGAGCUUGACAGGCCACUGCGUUCGCAUUCCAUCGGGCCAGACGACAUCCGGGCUAUCGAAAGCGCUCGGAAUUCACUCCAGGCUGAUAUUGGCGGGAACCCCGGAUCUAUCGCAAGGCGGCGCGCUGCAGCAGCAAAUGCAAAUGAGCGCCGGUUCCUGUAUGUGCCGCGCUUUCCUGAAGCCGAAGCAGGUGCCGGCCUUUCGCCACGACCUGCCAGUAGCCACGGGCGUGGAAGUCGAUUGUUUGCUGGAGCUCCACGCGGGGAACAUGAUGACCCAAGUGAAAUCGGGCGCGCCAUCACCAGCGAUAGUGGUAGCCAUGGCAUGCGACGCCGAUCACGGAGCCUUUCUGGACUGCCGGAUAUCUUGGUUGCGGGAAUUGGGCGGGCGCCGGAGCGCCGCCGCAGCGACGAAAUCCGAUACUGGCGUGAGUCCUACAAUGCGGGAUUCCACUCGCCAUUAUCAUCGGAUGCGCACGUCAAUGCCGAUAUUGACAACGACGGUGUAGCAGAUCUCAGCGUUCCCACAAGCCCCGCAGUCGAAAAACCCCCGGAUACGCCCCCGCAGCCGUUCAACUUUGGAUCCAUCUCGAAGCAGAUGGUGGGAAUGAAGAUCACUCAAGUGGCAAGCAUCGACACCCGUCUCGGAACCCUCGAGACGCGAACCGGAAAGUUGGAGCGGGUUGUCGACCAGCUCUGUCACGUAGUUCCCGGGUUCAGGGGCCCGCUCAGCGAUAUCUCGGCGGUUGGAGGAGGGAGGGGAACCGGAGGACCGGGAACCAUCAGAACUGUCUCUGAUGGCCGGCCUUCGUUCACAUACACGGCUGCCUCGCCACCGCCCCCUCCCAUUUUCCCCGUUCCACCACGUCAAGGACAGCAACCAGCUCAUUCCCAGUCCGACAUCAGCCGCUCUCCACGCGCCAGCAGCGAGCGACAGUCGAUGGAUUCAGACACACGCUCACAGAUUUCGUUUGGCGAAGCUCAGACCUUCAAUGGCUUUCUCCAUCUGCCCUCUUCGUCAGCCACCCAGGCACACUCCUUAACCACCGCUACCACGCCCACCACGGCAGCGACUCUCAGCACCCCAUCUCACCCGGAGCACCCCACUGACACAGACCGGGACCGACCAACUUCCAACUCCACCAUCCGCGGCGUUGCCAGCAUGCCUUCGAUGCACGAACACACCACGACGGCCUCCAUCAGUGAAUACUCAUCCACCAAUGCCCACGAUCCGACCUACUACAACCAGUAUCACGCCCUCAUCGGUCAGCUAGAAGCGGAGCGGCAGGCCCGCCAGGCGCUCGAGGGGCAGGUGAAGAAACUGUCAGACCGCUUGAACGCAUUAUCGAGUACCAUGUAUGCUUUAGUGAGGGAUAGCGGGUCUUGGGGGGCACCUGAUCCGUCCAGUCCCAGAUCAGCUUUAGGUGGUGGUGGUGGAGGAGGAGGAGGAGGAGGAGGUAGAGGUAGAGGGUAUCCACCGUCACACAUCCCGAGUGUUUUCGACUAUGAUAAUGACGAUGACGAUCACCAUCCUCAGCAAGGAGACGACGAGGAUGAGGAGGACGAUAUCGACGACAAUGUUGGUCCUGUUCGACAUGGACAUCACAGUGUUGGAGUCGUGUCCAAGGCAAAACUGGCUUUGGUCGCGAAACCUACCUCUAGAGGUAGCGGCGGCGGCGGCGGUCGUGGUCAGGAAGACGCCGAGGCAGGAGACUUCCAAACGCCGAGAGAAGAGUUUCAUACGCCGAUGACGCCGACGUCUCUUUAUACUUAUGGAGCUUUCAGUCCUGAUCAUGAGCUUGAGAGCGUUGGCGACGAGACAGAGUCUGGCGGGGAUUCCUCCGAUACCAGGGCGGAGAAGAAGCAGAAGAAGGCAGCUCGGACAUUGAGUUUGAGUCAAUUGACGAUGGGUAAGAGGAUCUGA